Armigeres subalbatus is the source of this 4501-nucleotide messenger RNA. RefSeq names its product peripheral plasma membrane protein CASK-like. Gene Ontology annotation, cellular component: nucleus; cytoplasm. NCBI's taxonomy places the organism in Eukaryota, Metazoa, Arthropoda, Insecta, Diptera, Culicidae. The transcript has 13 exons. Gene Ontology annotation, molecular function: calmodulin binding; ATP binding; calcium-dependent protein serine/threonine kinase activity. Gene Ontology annotation, biological process: peptidyl-serine phosphorylation; intracellular signal transduction; protein autophosphorylation. Bases 2220 to 3713 code for a protein of 497 amino acids. The record is from RefSeq and is a predicted model, not a curated record.
CCCGAACUCGCCCGCAGUAAUGUUUCAGCUCUGAUGGGAAUUUACUUUCGAUUGCGGCUUCGAUUGAAUUCUGACAAGAUUCUUACUGACGACGAGCAUCCUCUCGGUAGAAUCGUUCGUCCAGCAAGAAGAAUACUCGUACCGGGUCACGAUCGUGUGAAAAGUGGGUGGUGCGAAGGAAAGCUUUGGAAUUCUGCUUGCUUUAUUGGAUGCAGUGCAAAAUAUCUACAGUAAACCGCUGAAAAGGCUUGAUUAAUCAGAGUAAUACUGCCGAAGAACCGAAAGAAUUCGUAAAUAGUGGUGUAUGAGUUUUUCCAUCAGAAGACUUUCAGGGACGAAAAAACGCCCCACCCUCCAAUGCUCCCAGGCACGGAUUGGAUAAGAAGGUCGUGUGCUGCCAGUCAACCGGGCUUUGCUGGGGUGUGAUACGGCUGAUAAUCUGGGUUGAUUGCCCUUGGAUUAUAUAUUUUCUUGGAUCGGAAGCUGUGUGAUUUCCAAAUGUAAUCGCCAGACAUUGACAGUAAUUGAUCAUUAGGCCCCAGUAGUGAUUUGACAGAAGCAGUAAAGAAACGGCCUUAUAUUGGUUAGUGUGUAUGUGUUUGUGUGGAUUGCACGAAAAGCGUCUUCACUGGUGGAGAAAGUGAGGGUUGGAAAAGUGGCAACCCAGGGUGGAAAAGCAAUCAGGACGUGAGUGACUGUGUGUUGGAUCCUCAACGACAGUGAUUGUCCCUGGAAAUGCUCCAUUGGGGAAAAGUGUGAGUUGGAAAAGUGACAACCCGCUGUGAAAGGAAUCAGAACUGUGUGUAUGGCCGUGGUGGGGUACGGUGAGUGAUGAGUUCCCCUCCAGAUGUGGUAAACAAUUAGUGAGUGCAAUUCCGAAAACCACACGUGUGAGUAACGUGCCCGUAACUUGUAAUCCCCGGCGUGGCACGUGUUUAAGUGUGAAAGUGAGUGACCGAGCCGUUGUCGGUUGAUAUCGGCGAGGACAACAAGGAAGCUUUCGAAGCUUGGCCAGCUUUGUCGGUCAGUGUUACAGGAGAACCCGAGCUGAGCAGACACACCGGCGGCUCCAAAGAGGGUACCUGCGCUAGGACCUGCUCCCCGGGUGUCGGCGUGGUGACCGCUGGUACUUCCGGCGUUUCCCUCACCCCACGAAGAAGAAGGAGAAAAAUCAGAAGGUGUUACGCGGGGUUUGGGAGGAUAACCACGCGGUUGAGGCACGGUCAGACAUUAUUGGUCCAGGAGAGCCUCUCACCGCCGCAAGACUCGCAAACCCGUCAGCCAGUGGUUAAUCUAUAGCUAUUUUUCGCGCAGCGGUGCCACCUGAGCGAAUCAGGAAGCGUGGAAUAUUUGUAUUUGGUGUUUAUCCGGCGUAACGCGGGACUUGAGUGUGCGUGACUGGAAUUAUCUUUCUGUUGUCGGGAGCGUGUGUGCUUUUUCCGAACCUAUUUUAGUUUUGUUUUCCUUUCCUGUUUCGUAUUUUCCGAACGUGUCCGCGGCUACUGAUGGACGGUCUGUGACCAGUGUGUGAUGAUUUAUUUACGCUGGGAAAAUUUGUUUAUCCACCAUUGGGGUGGCGCUCGUGUUCAUAUGCACUAGAAGAGGAACGAGCUAAGACGAACUGUUCCGUUAAAGAUAUUUACUGCGUUUAAUUACAUCACUAACCCCUUUAACGCUCGGAAUUGAGUCGAAUCCCGUAGUCGGUAACUGCAACAUAAAUUGAGAAAAUAAACAAGAAAAUAACUCGAUCUAAGUGAAUAGCAGAAGGUCGAUAGCGUUAUAGCACAUUCACAGUUUCAAACCAGUCAGUGGCCAUUGAUUCAAACUGCGUGCUGAUAUACGAGUUGAUUAUUAUCAUAAGUAAAUAUUGAAUGAUGAAUAGGGAAGAGCGCUUUCGUUGAAGUGAUAAGAAAAUUCGUGUGAAAAAAGCGCUAAGUAAGGGGCACCGAAAAAGAAACCACGUGAAAAGGUGGAACAAAAAAUAGUUAUAGAAGCAAAUUGUGAAGCAUAGGAAAACUGGAGAUAUUCCAGAAAAAUAUCUUUUAUCGACAACGAUAUAAAAGUGCUUCGUAAGCGCGACAGUGGGUGAGAAAAAAAAAGAGCUAGUGUAAAUAGACGCGUCUCGCCUCAGUGAACUUAUAAAUAGGCAGACCAACAGCAGCAACAACAACCGGAGCAGCAAAAGUCGAACGAAUAGAAGCGAAAACGUUAUCACCACCAUGGCUGACGACGAAAUUCUUUUCGAUGAUGUGUACGAGCUGUGCGAGGUGAUUGGAAGGGGACCCUUCUCGAUAGUCCGCCGGUGCAUCCACCGGGAGUCCAACCAGCAGUUUGCAGUGAAAAUUGUUGACGUAGCAAAGUUCACUGCCAGUCCCGGUCUCAGCACGUCCGAUCUGAAACGAGAAGCUACAAUAUGUCACAUGCUGAAGCAUCCCCACAUCGUCGAGCUGCUCGAAACGUACAGCUCCGAGGGAAUGCUGUAUAUGGUAUUCGAAUUCAUGGAAGGAUCGGAUAUCUGCUUUGAAGUGGUCAGACGUGCCGUGGCCGGAUUUGUGUACAGCGAAGCAGUAGCAUGCCACUACAUGCGACAGAUUCUGGAAGCGCUACGCUACUGCCACGAGAACGACAUCAUCCAUCGGGACGUGCGGCCGGCCUGUGCCCUGCUGGCAACCGCCGACAAUUCCGCCCCGGUGAAGUUGGGUGGCUUCGGAUCGGCCGUUCAGCUACCCAACGGACGCGACUCGGUGGAGACGCACGAACCGAUUCGGUCGUACUUGAGUCCCCGAGGAAAGCUCUACCUGAAAUCCGACGGCGAGGGUCGCGUCGGAUGUCCACACUACAUCGCCCCGGAGGUGGUAACGAGGCGGAUCUACGGCAAGGCGUGCGAUGUCUGGGGUGCCGGAGUGAUGCUACACGUACUGUUGUCGGGCCGGUUGCCCUUUCAGGGCUCCGGCAAGCGACUUCAGGAGGCCAUCGCACGAGGACGGGUGAUGCUGGACACACCGGAAUGGAAAAACGUCUCCUCGACCGGAAAAGAUCUGGUGCUAAAAAUGCUUUCCCCGAAUCCAAUUAAUAGGCCAACCAUCACCGAGAUUCUCGAGCAUCCGUGGAUAAGGGACCGUGACAAACUACAGCGGAACCAUCUCGGGGACACGGUGGAAGAACUGAAGCGCUACAAUGCUCGCCGUAAGCUGAAAGGAGCGGUGCAGGCGGUUGCCGGUGGGGUCGCCCUGGAUCCCCUCUGCUGUGCCGAUACCGACUCAAGUAAAGUCGUGUUGACGAGCACCAGUAGUAAGCCCGCCCAUCGCACCACAAUCAGUUGGAGUUUGGAGAAUGAGAUUAAACACCUCCACGAACAGGUAGGAAGCGCAAUUUUACACACAUGUCGAAUCGAAUCCUGGAUACGGGCCUUAAUCCCAUCAUUCCGCUGCACACCCAUCCGGCAUCCAUCCAGCGCUCGAAAUCAUCUCAUUGUGUGUCACUGUCUCUCUCUCUCUUUGCCCGGCGGCAUGCGACGCGCUGUGUCGGUCAUUGAAUCCUCAUGUUCACGCACGGUUCCAUUACGGCAACGAUGGUUGUAUGUACAGCAUUUCCGUCGACCAACAACAAGCCCCGAACAGGAGCUUCAGGUGGCCAAAAUCGAGCAUGGGAUUAUCGUAAACUGGUUGCCGAGGCUGGGGCGGCUGGAUGGCUCACUUAUGGCUGCGGGCUGAUGGUCACAUAGACGGGCAGCAUAGUGUCCCGGGAUGAUUCAAUUAUGAUCCAGAAAAAUUUCCCGCACCUCGGGAGAUUAUUUCCGGGGAUGAGUAGGUAAAGUUAGUACCUGCCCGAUACUCUGUUGUCCAUUUCCGGGAUCCUCAGUGGAAAAGCGUACCUACUGAUAUUGCAUUGGUGCAAAUUGGAUGGGGUGCCAACAAAUGAGAUGUGAUGGGUGGCAGAGGGAUGCAGGCACAUAUAUUUAAUAUGUAUGCGUUUGAUGAACUGACGCCACAUCAUUCGUCGCCGCAGACAAGGAGCUGGUUAUUGUUUCAUGGUUCUGGCAGCUCAAUUUCUGACGAUGGCAGUGCAUGCGUGGCGGUUGACGCGAGUUAAAUAGAGUCGGGCUGUUUCGGACAUGGUAUUGUCGUUGAAAAUUUCAGCAAUUUUAAUUGGGAUGCAUUGUGACGUGAACUCUAUCAAGGACAUACGGUGGGAGAGAAUUUAAAGCUGGAACAGAAAGGGAAAUUGCAAGAAUAUUGCUUCCAGCCUUUUUACUCACGAUAAUGAGAAAUGAUAUCCCAAUAUGCCUUUUUAUAGGUUUCAAUAACGUAUUGUUUUACAGAGCUGGCAUGGAUCUACAAAGUGUAAAACGGAGCUCUAAUUACAUCGUUGCUGACAUUCGUCCAGCUUCUUCUUCUUCUUCUUAUUGGCAUUACAUCUUAAAAUCUAAAAAUCUUAAAAUCUAAAAACCUAAAAAUCUAAAAAUCUAAAAAUCUAAAAAUCUAUAAAUCUAAAGAUCUAA